Molecule: messenger RNA, 3451 nt
Organism: Alosa alosa (allis shad)
Lineage: Eukaryota; Metazoa; Chordata; Actinopteri; Clupeiformes; Clupeidae
Gene: rhot1b
Product: ras homolog family member T1
Exons: 21
Coding region: 358-2448 (696 amino acids)
Biological process (GO): small GTPase-mediated signal transduction; mitochondrion organization; regulation of mitochondrion organization
Cellular component (GO): mitochondrial outer membrane
Molecular function (GO): GTPase activity; GTP binding; calcium ion binding
Source: RefSeq, a predicted model, not a curated record
ACGUCAGCUGGUGGAGGCGUGUACCAUGAUGCGAGAAUCAGCAGCCUAGCCAACAACCACCAACAUCGGCGGUUGCAGCCUUUCGCGCAGAUGUAAAUCUGUACAUCUCAAAAUACCUCACCAGUGCCCGUGUGUCAAGUGCACUAAUGAGAACUAUUUGACAAAAAACACUGUCUUUAAACAUAAUUCAAACUAAUAUUCUGACGGUAGAUCCGUAAGGGCCCACACAAUCUGCGCACUUGAAAUCGUCCGGUCAGAUCAGAUCAGAUCUGCCUUCAACCUUGCUGUCCUACCGCAUGUCAUCUUAAAUGCUUUUCGAUCAGAGAUUUUCCGAGUCGGACAGACAAACUGGAAAAGAUGCGGAAGGACGUGAGGAUAUUACUUGUAGGAGAACCCAAAGUAGGGAAGACUUCCCUUAUUAUGUCCCUGGUCACCGAGGAGUUCCCAGAUGUGGUGCCCUAUCGGGCUGAAGAAAUCACCAUUCCUGCCGACGUCACCCCAGAGAGAGUGCCCACACACAUUGUUGACUACUCAGAGGUGGAGCAGACGGAUGAGCAGCUCUAUCAGGAAAUCACCAAGGCCAAUGUUAUCUGCAUUGUCUACUCAGUCAACAACAAGAAGUCCAUUGAAAAGGUCACCAGUCAUUGGAUUCCACUAAUAAAUGACAGAACAGAUAAGGACAGCAGGAUUCCCCUCAUCCUGGUGGGCAACAAGUCAGACCUGGUGGAGCACAGCAGCAUGGAGACCAUCCUGCCCAUCAUGAACAAGUACACAGAGAUCGAGACGUGUGUGGAGUGUUCUGCCAAGAACCUGAAGAACAUCUCGGAGCUCUUCUACUAUGCUCAGAAGGCAGUUCUGCACCCAACCGGUCCACUCUAUUGCCCUGACCAGAAGGAGAUGAAGGUGGCUUGUCUCAGGGCACUCACACGCAUCUUCAAGGUGUCCGAUUUGGACAAUGAUGGCAUCCUUAAUGAUAACGAGCUCAACUUCUUCCAAAGGACAUGUUUCAACAGCCCCCUGGCUGCCCAAGCUCUGGAGGACGUGAAGAAUGUUGUGCGGAAGAACAUAAAUAAUGGAGUGUGUGACAACGGCCUCACGCUCAAUGGGUUCCUGUUCCUGCACACACUCUUCAUCCAGAGAGGAAGGCACGAGACCACCUGGACCGUCCUGCGCAGGUUUGGCUACGAUGACGACCUGGAGCUCCACCAGGACUACCUCUUCCCCCCGUUAAAAAUACCUCCCGACUGUACCACCGAGCUCAACCACAAUGCUUACCUCUUCCUUCAGAGCAUCUUCGACAAACAUGAUAAGGACCGGGACUGUGCCCUGUCCCCAGAGGAGCUGAAGGACCUGUUUGAUGUCUUUCCCUACAUGCCCUGGGGUGCUGAUGUCAACAACACCGUCUGCACCAACGACCAGGGCUGGAUCACAUACCAGGGCUACCUCUCCCAGUGGACGCUAACGACAUAUCUAGAUGUGCAGCGGUGCCUUGAGUACCUGGGUUACCUUGGUUACUCUAUCAUUGCUGAACAGGAGUCCCAGGCAGCUGGCAUGACAGUGACUCGGGACAAGAAGAUUGACCUGCAGAAGAAGCAGACCCAGCGCAACGUGUUCCGCUGUAAUGUGUUUGGCGCCAUCGGCAGCGGCAAGAGCGGCUUCCUGCAGGCUUUCCUGGGCAGAAACCUCAUGCGCCAGAGAACAAUAAGUGAAGAACACAAAUCUUAUUAUGCAAUCAGCACAGCCUUUGUCUACGGUCAGGAGAAGUACUUAUUGCUCCAUGAGGUCUUCCCAGACUUUGAUUUCCUCUCGGACGCAGAGCUGUCCUGCGAUGUUGUGUGCCUAAUCUACGACGCCAGCAACCCCUUCUCUUUUGAGUACUGUGCAAAAGUCUUUAAGCAAUACUUCAUGGACAGCAAGACGCCGUGCAUGAUGGUGGCGUCCAAGGCGGACCUGCCCGAGGUGAAGCAGCAGUACGCGCUGACCCCACUGGAAUUCUGCCGCAAGCACAAGAUGCCGCCGCCGCAGUCGUACACCUGCAACACGGCCGCCGCGCCCAACAGGGACAUCUUCAUCAAGCUGACCACCAUGGCCAUGUACCCCCACGCUCGUCUGCGCUGCAUGUGCACGUGCAACCGGUGCACCUUCUGUCUCUGUCAGAACUUCCUCAACUCUGAGCUGAUGCAGACUGUGAAGGCCAAAAUCUACACCGUCAUUUUCAGCAGGUUCUCCCGACUCGUUCCUCCAACAAAACAAAACAACCACACACUCCUUCUCAUCGUUCCAUCCAUUUUCUGUUCCUCUUUGGUUUGUCCUUGUCUCUUGUUUCCAUGGCACAUGACGCAGGCGGACCUGAAGAGCUCCACCUUCUGGUUGAAGGCAAGCGUUGGAGCCACAGUGUUUGUGGUGCUGGGCUUUGCCAUGUACAGGGCCAUGCUCAGGUCCCGGUGACUGAGCCCCCAACAACCACUCCCUGCAGGUUUCUCCCGACAUCAAACACAAACAAACAUUCUCCAAACGAAGACUUACGAGUUUCCACUUAGAAAAGCUAUGUGUCAUUUUGUACAUGGGUGUGUAUAACGCUCUGCCCUCUGUGGCAAUAUCAUAGGUAUUUAUAUUUAUACUGACUUGAUAGAGGAGUCAAUGCCCACACACUAUGUUGAAUUUAUCUUCUCAGUUGUCUGUCUCUUGGCUCCUAAAGACUCUUGAAAUAGGUAACAGGAGACCUUGGAUAUCUUUGUGAAUAAUGUACAUUGUUAGUGUAUAUACAUAUAUAUUUAUCUUUCCCCAUGAAAUGGUGUAAAACAAAAGAGUCAUGAUGGAUAAUAAGCUUUCAUACAUCAGCUGUAAUGCACAAAUGGGCUCCUGAAGUGUUAUAUUCAGUUGUUUGAGAUUAGUUUUGCAGGCAGGUUUCUGAAAGCCACAGGUGGGCCAGAGGUGAUUCAUAUUACCAUUAUGUGCACUAAUGGUCAAAUUAGACCAGAAGACUUGGAAAUGAAGGACUUAGAACAGGUAAAUAAAUAAGCUAGAUAACAUAUUUCAAUAUAUACUUCAAUUAAUUCUUCCCAGUUGGUAGUUUUGCAUGUGUGAUCAUGCAUCAAGAAGUGUUCAUAUUAUAUAGUGGCCAGUGGGGUGGACACCACAGGUGACCAGUGACCUGCACUGCCUUUACUGGCCAGUCAUCCCAUGCACCCUGGCACCAUGUGUAUGUGAAAGGUUCAUCAUGCUUUAACACAAGACCUGCAUCUGUUAGACUGGAUGUGCAUGCUGUGUCAUCUCCUCAGACACGUGCUCUUGCAAGGAGAUCAACGACCAACUACAUUCCUCUGUGUUGUGAAAGAGAUCCCUCUCCCGCACCUUACGAACACCAUCAGUUGAGAGUUUGUUCAAAGUUAGUUUUUGUUUCUUUUUCAUACUUUCCAAAGUUUACAAUAAAUGGUUGCUGCUAAAGCCA